UGCGAAUCGACAACUCUGGACAAAAUAGCGAUUAUAUUUUCGACUUUGAUUUUAUUUGUUGACAAAGAAAAUUCGAAGUUCAUGAUUUCUAUUUGCAACUAAAUAAUUACAGUCAGAAUGAAUAGGUACUAGUGGAAACGGUUUGAUAAUUAGUCAUGCCAGGUUUAGAAGAAAGUAUUUCACGCGAUACCAGUCCACCUACGCACAGCCUAAUGUCCGAUGGAAUCGUCUCUGAGCAAGUGAAAAAAUUUUUGUUUACUUCUCGUAAGACUCAGGACAACAUACAGUGCAACGAGAGUUUAGAGAUUUAUAUCCUCGAGUUACUUCAAGCUAAUUAUAGUUUUUAUACAUGGCCUUCUGCACCUGUAUUAGCUUGGUUUCUUUGGGAACAUAAAGAAGAACUUAUUGGGAAGAGAGUUUUAGAACUUGGUUCAGGUACAGCUCUUCCUGGAAUUUUAGCUAGUAAAUGUGGUGCUAUUGUAACUUUAAGUGAUUCUGCUAGUUUUCCUAGAAGUCUACAGCAUAUAAGAAGAAGUUGCGAAUUAAAUGGUAUUUUAUCUCAAGUUCAAAUUGUUGGCAUUACAUGGGGUCUAUUUUUGUCUAGUUUAUUUUCAAUUGGGCCAUUAGAUUUAAUUCUUGGUUCUGAUUGUUUUUAUGAACCAGCCUUAUUUGAAGAUAUAGUUGUUACAGUAGCAUUUUUAUUAGAAAGAAAUCCAAAUGCAAAAUUCUUGUGUACCUAUCAUGAAAGAAGUGCAGAUUGGUCUAUAGAACAUCUAUUAAAUAAAUGGAAUCUUACCUGCACUCAUAUAUCAUUGGCUGGACUUGGAACAGAUUCUGAUAUAAACAUACAUGAAUUAAUGCAAGAUCAUACAAUUCACUUAUUAAGUAUACAGCGUGCAGCCUAAGUGUCUUUUGCCAUGAUUCCAAGAUAUUUAAUUUCUAUACGUAAUAUUCCAUGGACUGUUUCUCACUCCCAGCUUGAAAAAUACUUCUUAACAUUUGGUAAUG
Bombus terrestris (buff-tailed bumblebee) is the source of this 1008-nucleotide messenger RNA. Its product is annotated as probable methyltransferase-like protein 23. The transcript has 2 exons. Gene Ontology annotation, cellular component: nucleus; cytoplasm. The record is from RefSeq and is a predicted model, not a curated record. Bases 156 to 905 code for a protein of 249 amino acids. Lineage: Eukaryota; Metazoa; Arthropoda; Insecta; Hymenoptera; Apidae.